This is a messenger RNA of Sciurus carolinensis (gray squirrel), 1024 nucleotides long. RefSeq names its product RNA polymerase-associated protein LEO1-like. Gene Ontology annotation, cellular component: nucleus; Cdc73/Paf1 complex. The transcript is spliced from 9 exons. Lineage: Eukaryota; Metazoa; Chordata; Mammalia; Rodentia; Sciuridae. The record is from RefSeq and is a predicted model, not a curated record. Bases 1 to 990 code for a protein of 329 amino acids. Gene Ontology annotation, biological process: positive regulation of transcription elongation by RNA polymerase II; transcription elongation by RNA polymerase II. Gene Ontology annotation, molecular function: RNA polymerase II C-terminal domain phosphoserine binding.
AUGGAUCUGUUUGGAGAUAUAGAUGACAUUUCUUCAGAGAGUGAUGAGAACAAUCCACCACCCAUUCCAAGACAGCCCGUUGUAAGUACCAUCACAAAUCUGAGUGAAAAUAAGAAAAAAACGUUCAGAGUACCUCAGGACCAGCAGGAAGAAGAGCCCAUUUCUGAAACCAGAAUAGAAAUAGAAAUUCCCAGUAUCAACUCUGACUUAGGAAAUGAAUUAUAUUUUGUUAAACUACCCAAGUUUCUCAGUAUAGAACCCAAACCUUUCGAUCCUCAGUUUUAUGAAGAUGAAUUUGAAGAUGAGAAAGUGCUUUAUGAGGAAGACAGAACCAGGUUAAAAUUAAAGGUAGAAAAUACUAUACGAUGGAGGAUACGCCGAGAUGAAGAAGGAAAGAAAGUUAGAGAAAGCAACGCUCGGAUAGUCAAGUGGUCAGAUGGGAGCAUGUCCCUGCAUUUAGGCAACGAAGUGUUUGAUGUCUACAAAGCCCCACUGCAGGGCAAUCACAACCACCUGUUCAUAAGGGAAGACACUGGUCUACUGGGACAAGCCAUCUUUAAAUCCAGACUUACCUUUAGACCUCACUCUACAGACAGCGCCACACAUAGAAAGAUGACCCUGCCGCUUCUGGAUAGAAGUUCGAAGACUCAGAUUAGAAUCUUACCAAUAGCCGGUCGUGAUCCUGAAUGCCAACGCACAGAAAUGAUUAAGAAAGAAGAAGAACGCUUGAGGCUGUCUACUCACCAGGCUGUCCAUCUGCAGGGGAAACAGAACCAGCAGGGGCCGAGUGUCCCCCACCAGGACACUGGCAGUGAGGAGGAUGAGGAAGAGGAACAAGCCAGAAUCUAUUCUUCAGACAGUGAUGAGAGAUCAGAAGAAGAUAAGGUUCAAAGAUUACUCAAAGUAAAGAAAAUCACUGAUGAUGAGGAGAUGAAUAUUCCAGAAAGAGGAAAGCAAGGAGUGAAGAGGAAGAUGAUGAUUGAAGCAUAAGAUGUGCACUAGUAUAUACUGCAUUCAUUAGGUU